UCGGUUACGACGGAAUCAACCAAUCGAAAGGUAGACUUUUCAUACCAACGCUAAGAAUGUAGAUAAAUUGGUUAAACUGCAGUGUCGCGUAUCUUCAAUCUGGCGAUCUGUCAAUUGCUUAUAACGAAGAAACAGCUGAUCCUUAUGAUCGAGAUACUGACAAAUUUUAUCCCAUCAACAAAGGUUACAUGUGACAUUUGCAAAGUAAAUACUGUACAUUUUCUUUACCAGUACUCCUCGCAUUUUUUUUCGACGAAUGAUAGCGUGGGGACAUUAUGGUAUACGCAAUGACUUGUACCGUAUCCCAAAAAAAUGAAUGCAACUCUACGGUGUUACUGGUUGCAACGCCUCUUUUUAUUUAAGUGUGCACCACAUUAAUGCAAUAAUAAUAUGCUAAGGUCAAAAGACUCUGACAGCGACGGUGUUACAACUAAUACCGUACGAGUCCAAGAAAGUUGUAGAGGAAAAAAAGGUGAUAAGGGACAUGAAGAAAGUAGUGGAUGCAUUCUAAAAAACGCUUUACUUUCUAUACAAUCUGACGAAGAAGAUUUCUUGGAGAAAGAAGCAUCCAAGGUCUUACUUCUUCAGAAAGGAUCAGAUGUUGACGGUGAGUCUGCAACUAAUUCUUGGAAUAAUGUAAAUACAGAUUCGUCGGUAUCAUACGUCACUUCUAUUCCUAAUGGAAAAGAAUUUGUUAUUUUAACUGGUCUUGAACAAGUUAAUGAUAAAGCUGUGACUACGACUAAAGGACUGAAACUGUAUGAUAGUUUGAUCCCUUUUGAAAAAAAUUCUAAAAUUCAACAUAGUUCAAAACAGCACAAUAAGAUAAUAUUGUUAGGCGAAUUUGUGUCCGAACAAGAAGCAAUAAUUGGUAUUAAAAACGGGGAACAAACAGAGACUACGAAAGACAUAAAAGAAAGCAUGGAACAAAUAAAUUACAAUACCAAAACAUUCGAUAACAGUCAGUUUGAGAAAAAUGAGGCAGAUCUUAAGGAAAGUAACAAUUGGUUGAAGAGUUUCCGACCUCUUCCUCUCUAUUAUACAGAACGUGGUAAACCUUAUUUGAAGUGUCCAGCCUGUGGUGCUAUGUUUUUCACAUCGACCUCAUUUCAAAAACAUCUUUUUACACAUAUGUAUAAGGAAAGAGAAGCAUAUACUUGCUCAUUUUGCGAAUAUACUAACACAGAACCUGGUAUGUUGUUCGCCCAUUUGUCAAAGCACCAAGAUCAGUGCGAAUAUUGCAAUGAAAAUAUAAUGCGCAAAAGUAAUUUUGAAAAACACUGGGGUAUUUGCUCUCUAAGUUUCAGUAUCAAGAGAGAUCGCAGAGGAAGAUUUGUAUGUACAAUGUGUAAACUAGUGUUUGAUUUGUUGCCCCAAUUAGAAAAACAUUGGUUUAAACAUGCUUGCAAAAAAAGGCGGACUUACCAGUGUAAAGAAUGUGGAGGAUUGUAUGGAAACAAAACCAUAUUACAAAAUCACAAGUGUUUAAAGUGUCCCGUCUGUGGUGAAGUUUAUGAUAGCUUACAUAGAUUAAAGGCACACACAAUGUGGAUGAAACAUCAUUUGAAGUGCCUAAUUUGUUCCUACGAAUUUGUUCUCGCAAUGGAUCAUGAAAAACAUUUAGCUAUGCACAGACAGGCUUAUUUACCUAUGAAAGAGCAUGCUCAUUGUUUGGAAGCAGCCGACGGAAAAUCAUAUCAAUGCGAUCUUUGUGACAAAAUAUUUUAUGCUUUAACACGACUGAUAUUACAUGUAAAGGAAGAUCACGGGAUAGAGGACAUAAAAAGAGAAGCUAUUAAAGAGGAAAAGGAUGAGAAGGAGCAUAACGAGGCAAGCAGCAGAUUACACGUCGGUACAACAGUGUGGACAAGUACUUUGGCUGUGAAUCGCUACUAAUUGCUCCUGCGAAGUACGAAAAAUUGGAAUACAAAUGUGUAAUAAUUUUAAACAUACAUUUUAUACUCUUACGAAUAUAUAACACAUAAUUACGUUAUAGAAAUUAAAUCGUACUGUUGUUGAAACUCAAUAUAUAAAUGUCUAUGUUAAGAGUUAGUAAGUUCCCGAAUUUAUGAUAGAGGCACACAAAUUAUUAUUAUUAUAAAUCAUAUUAAAAUGAUACGUUAAAUUUAUAAUUAUAUGCUUAUAAGCAAUGUAUUUAUUUUAUAAAAUUUUAUUCGGAAAAAAUAAUAUUAUAAGAAUUUGAUUUUAUUAAUUGUUCAAACAGGGUAGCUUGCACAAUGUCAAAUGCUUUAAUGAUGCUUCUCUAAUUUGUCUGUACCCUUGCGCAUAAAAAGGAGUGGGCAUCAAAAAUUUUCGAUUAUUAAAUAAUGUACUCUCAAAAUAAUAUACCGUUAUAUUAUUCUUUUUUUUUUGUCUCAAUCCGUUCGUUCUUUACAUUAUAGAACAUCUAAAACAUUGUAUAGAGAUGUAUAAUUUCUGUAUAAGCAUACGCAUUUUAACGUAAUGCACAAGUAUAUCUCCAACUUCUCUUGCAUUGUCAUACAGAGAUGAAACCUUAAUGAUUAGGAAGCAUUUAAGAUGUUAUGUUAGAUUUUAUUAUUUUUUGUAUUUUCUUCUUUGUUACUUUUUUUUUUUGGUACUAUGACUCAGUCACGUAAUAACACCUUCGCAAAAAUCUUUAUAAUGUACAAUGUACUUGUAAUUACAGAUCUAUAUGGUAGCAUAGCUAUGCUAUAAAAUAUUGGAUGAUAUAAAGAGUUAAGUUUCCUUAAGUAUUCUCUUUAAAAAAAAUAAAAGCUUAUUCAUAAUAACCACUUUUUUUUCUUUUUUUGAUAUACUUAUUAUUAAAUACAGCAACUUGUCGAGCUCAUAGUUGUUAGUAAAUCAUUACGAUCUAUCGAUCGAUCGAUCACUAUUCCACUGAGAAAAAUGGUUCCGAUAAGAACACAGCAUAUGUCGACGAAAGGCAAUAUGAAAUAUAGUCUAGCGUUUUGCGAUCGUUGUUUUUCAUUGAAAAAUAAAAGUCGAGGUAUAUUCUAUAUACGUGCAUUAAAACUUUUGCAAUCAAACUUACUUUUUUUUCGUCUACAUAUACAGCAUCUCGCUUUAAUUCUUCUUUUAUUUAUUUUUUUUUGUUUUUUUUUGUUUUUGUUUUUUGUUUUUUUUUUGUUUUUUUUUUGUUAAAUGCAUUUAACAUUGAUUCUCGUUUUCACUUUCUCUCCGUUUUCUUAUCCUAGUUUUAUCAUAUUGCAAAGAUUUUUUCCUCAUAUCCGACUUUUAUCAUCCCGAAGUAUUAUAGAGAUAACUUGUAACUGUAAAAAUAAAAUUACAUUCGAGAGAGAGAGAGAGAGAGAGAGAGAGAGAGAGAGAGAGAGAGAGAGAGAGAGAGAGAGAGAGAGAGAGAGAGAGAGAGAGAGAGAGAGAGAGA
Molecule: messenger RNA, 3388 nt
Organism: Vespa velutina
Lineage: Eukaryota; Metazoa; Arthropoda; Insecta; Hymenoptera; Vespidae
Product: zinc finger protein 845-like
Exons: 3
Coding region: 391-1896 (501 amino acids)
Biological process (GO): regulation of transcription by RNA polymerase II
Cellular component (GO): nucleus
Molecular function (GO): DNA-binding transcription factor activity, RNA polymerase II-specific; RNA polymerase II transcription regulatory region sequence-specific DNA binding
Source: RefSeq, a predicted model, not a curated record